AUGACAGUGGAGAAGCAUAACCCUAAUCAUGAUGAUGAGUGUCUUAGAUCUAAAUCCUGGUCCGAUCUCCCUCAAGUUCUCUUGAUAUCGGUGUUCGAACGCUUAAGCUUUACUAAUUACCAACGAGCUAAAUCCGUGUGUUGGUCUUGGUACUCAGCUUCGACACAAUCCGUGCCCAAAAAUCAGAUCCCGUGGCUGGUUCUCUUUCCCGAAGACGACGACAAGAACGAUAACUUUUCAUGCACCGUAUUCAACCCCGAAGAAAAACACAAACUCUACAAAACGCAAGAUCUUGGUAUGGAAUUCGCAAAGAGUGUUUGUAUGGCAACCUAUGGAAGCUGGCUACUAAUGCGAGAUCCUCGACGAGAUCCUCUGUAUAAUUUCCACAUUGUGAAUCUCUUUACCCACGAAAGGAUCGAUCUACCUUGUGUAGAGUUAUUGUGGAAAGACUAUGAAUUAAGCAUUGCAAGUGACAAAAGAAUGAGGUACAGAGGUAUUAGCUUACGAUCACCUGUGUUUUGGGUUGACGAGAAAACCAAAGAUUAUCUAGUUGCUUGGGGACUUAGAGAUUGGUGUGUAGUUUACGCCAAGAAAGGAGAUACCUCGUGGAACCAAAUCCCACAAACUCCGGAUUGUUACCACAUGGUUUACAAGGAUCACAAUCUUUACUUCUUGAGCUAUUUUUAUGGUGUUUUCAAAAUAUUUGAUUUCUCUGGAGAGAUUGUAAAACAAACAUUCCAAUCUUGUUUUCCUGUGGAGACAUUUCAGUUUGGUAGACAAAUCCGUCUACCAAGUAAUUCAUGGAGCGUUUGUGCCACACAACUUGUAGUCACCGUAGCAGGUAAUGUACUCAAGGUUGAAAAAUGCUGGAGAGCUAGGGAUAGAUCGUGGUCCUUCCGGCUUUACAAGGUUUAUUCAUCAGGAGGAUUCAUCAAGAAACGAGAACGGAUUCAUUCCUUGGACGACGACGAGUUUAUGCUUUUCGAUCAAGGCAUCACUGUGCUCGCCAAUAACACUCAUGAUGGAGGAUUCAUUAGAAGAAAUUGCAUCUAUUUCAAUGCUGCUUGUCAUGGAAAGAAGAAUACUAAUGAUACCUGCUUUAUCUUCAAUCUCGAGACACAGGAGACAAAGGAGCUACACACAUUAUUUGAUACUUCUCCAAUUCAAUUCUCUAGAGCUCAAUGGUUCUUACCAAGUUUCACAAAACGUACAUGA
This is a messenger RNA of Capsella rubella, 1215 nucleotides long. RefSeq names its product putative F-box protein At4g22170. The transcript has a single exon. The record is from RefSeq and is a predicted model, not a curated record. Bases 1 to 1215 code for a protein of 404 amino acids. Gene Ontology annotation, molecular function: protein binding. NCBI's taxonomy places the organism in Eukaryota, Viridiplantae, Streptophyta, Magnoliopsida, Brassicales, Brassicaceae.